UUGAUUAUUUGAAUCAAUGUUUCACACAUUUUGGCAGACAGAAAUUCCACUUAUAUCUUUUAAUAAUCUCGGUGAAUAACAUAAUUUCAAAAGAAUGUAAUGAUAAACUGGUAGCGCUUCAUAUUCCCAUUCAAAAUCCAAUCAAGCUUCCUCUUGACUUUUUCCAUUCAAAUUCGAACUCAAAUUGUGGAAUUGACUUGGGUUUUAAUGGAAUCCUGUAUUGACCUCUGCACCUUGCUCUCCCCUCGGAAGAUAGUGGAUAAUUGAGUGAGUGUAAAAUGCACUGUAGUCUGUCCCUUUAAGUGCUCCCAAAUCUUUAGCCCUGCAAUCUAGUUGUGUCAUCCUCAGGGACGGCCCCUGUGGACAGUCCCAAUGAUAUUGGUGGUGAGCAUGUCUGAGUGCUCCACUAUCCUGUGCUAAACUUAGCCCUGACAAAACCUACUCUCAUCACACUAACACACUCCAUGUAUUUGGGUUACAAUGGAACCAGUGGUGAAUGGUGUAGAGUUACCACCAAUGGAGCUGUAUUGCGAUAGGAACACUGGCCAAACAAGAUAGAAAUUCUUAGCUUCUGGAGCUCUUUUCUCUCUUUCAUUUUGUUACUCAACAUAUCACCUUGGCGUUCUUCUGUGUCACCAUGGGCAACUAUAGCUCUGCCCUCACCGCGGACAUUGAUGAUUUUGAUGCUAUCGUUUCGGUCACAGAGACUCUGAACCAAUUGGCAGCACAUGUGGAUGACCAAAGAUUUCAGUCACAGAUUCUCUCAUUGGCUGCUCAGUCUAGCCCUGACUUACAGGAAGAUGUACAGGUAGCCCCUACACAGGAGGGUGAGACGAAAGAGAAAACGGAGCUGGACCUUUCCUCUGUCAUAUCACUCAUCAGCACCCAGACAGCACCUACAAACACCCCUGUUUUACCUGUGGUUGAAAAGAAGCCUCACCGCCCUCCAAGGCCCACAAAGCUCUCCUCCUCUUCAUCAUCCACUGGUGCCAGUGUUUCCCACCCCUUCUCCACCCUCCUCCCUGGGUCUCUCUCUGCUAUCCUGCGUGUGACCCUGCCCCCUCACCUCACCUCUAACCCCAAUCCCAGGAGGGAGCCAAGUGCCCAGGGCCCACUGACCCUAGAACAGCUGCGGACAGAGCUCCGGGACCUGAGGAACGAGGUAGAAAUGAUGAAGAGCCAGCACAACAAAGAGAUUCAACUGCUGAUGAAUGAGCUGGAUGAGGAGAAAAGGAUCCGUUUGUCAGUACAGAUGGAGGUGGCACAGAUGAAGAAGCACAAGUCUAAAUGAGCGGUCAGACUCAAACAGCAUGACAUCCCCAACAAAACCAGAAAAAACGGUCAUCCGUCUCAUAGAAUCUUCAAAAUGAAGUAUCAAAGACUGAGGCGUUUGCUGUGUAGUAUCACUCAUUUAUGAAACUCAACAGAAAAACUAUAGUGAAUGUUUUUAAAAUAUGAAUAAUAAUGAACAAUCUUAGUUGUUUAGUUGAGAAAAGUUUAACUCAUGAGCAUCUUGUACAGAGACAUUUUAUAUUAGUUUAUUUUACUUUUUUAAAUAAAAAUAAAUAAAAAAACAAUCAUGUUCUUUACGUCAACAGUGGUUUACAGUACAUUUUCAUUUGUAUUUACGUGGCUCUCAUUCCCAAUUUUUUGAUUUUAUUAUUGACAUUCCUAAAAUAUUGCGUUUGUGGUAUGGUUCCUCUACAGAUAUCAUACCACACAAAUCAGUGACAGUGACAUAGACACAAUCAUAGUAUUUUUCUAGAUUCUCGUAAUAAAUACAAUAUAUUUUACUUUAAAA
Coregonus clupeaformis (lake whitefish) is the source of this 1801-nucleotide messenger RNA. RefSeq names its product SH3 domain-containing kinase-binding protein 1. NCBI's taxonomy places the organism in Eukaryota, Metazoa, Chordata, Actinopteri, Salmoniformes, Salmonidae. The transcript is spliced from 7 exons. The record is from RefSeq and is a predicted model, not a curated record. Bases 638 to 1291 code for a protein of 217 amino acids.